AUGGCAGUCGAGGCAGUUGUAGAAGAGCUCGCAAGAGCUGAUGAAUUAUCUAAAAAGUCGCCAAAAGAAGCAGUGCCUUUACUCGAAGGAAUAUUCAACAAGACAAGAGGAGGAGAUUCAGACGGCGUCAAGCAUGCCGAAACCGCCAUAUUAAAGCUGGGCGAAUUGUACAAGAAAUUAGAGAGAGCAACUGAAUUGGCUACCUUGAUUCGAUCGUCAAAACCAUUCUUCUUGGCCAUACCAAAGGCUAAAACUGCCAAAAUUGUUCGAACACUCAUUGACUUGUUUGGAGACAUUCCAGGAGCACUAUCGCUCCAAGUCCAAGUCUGUAAAGAGUUGAUUGACUGGUCUAUACAAGAAAAGAGAACAUUCUUGAGACAGGCUCUAGAAACCAGAUUGGUGGCAUUAUACCUCGACAACAAGAUGUACUCGGACUCUUUACAACUCAUUGGAUCUCUUCUCAAGGAAUUGAAGCGAUUGGAUGACAAGAACGUAUUGAUGGAAGUACAAUUAUUGGAAAGUCGCGUUUAUCAUGCUCUGAGAAACGUGCCAAAGUCACGAGCUGCAUUGACUUCAGCAAGAACAUCAGCCAAUUCAAUCUACUGCCCACCUCUGAUGCAAGCUCAAUUGGACAUGCAAUCUGGUAUCCUCCAUGCCGAAGAAAAGGAUUACAAGACUGCAUAUUCCUACUUUUACGAAACUCUCGAGUCUUUUUCGUCACAAGAUGAUAAGAGAGCUGUAUUGGCACUCAAGUAUAUGCUGUUGUGUAAAAUCAUGCUCAACUUGACGGAUGAUGUACACAACAUCAUCAAUGGAAAGCUCGCUCUCAAACAUGCAGGGCCUGAAGUUGAAGCCAUGAAAGCGGUAGCCAAAGCACACCAAAGUCGUUCUCUUCAAGAUUUUGAACGCGCUUUACGAGACUUCCAAGAUGAAUUGCAAAAUGAUCCGAUCAUCAAGACCCAUUUGUCUGCACUAUAUGAUACUCUAUACGAACAGAAUCUUUUGAGAGUCAUUGAGCCCUUCUCAAGGGUUGAAAUUGCUCAUGUGGCCAGUCUGGUCAAAUUGCCAACACGAGAUGUCGAGUCCAGAUUGUCACAAAUGAUUCUGGACAAGGUGUUUAAUGGUAUUUUGGAUCAAGGUGCUGGAUGUUUGCUCAUUUUUGAGCCUCCUUCAGCUGAUAAAACUUAUGAGGCUGCUUUGGAUACUGUCAAACAUAUGGGUCAUGUCGUGGACUCUUUGUACGACAAGGCGUCACAGCUCUCGUGA
This is a messenger RNA of Synchytrium microbalum, 1266 nucleotides long. RefSeq lists its product as uncharacterized. Gene Ontology annotation, biological process: ubiquitin-dependent protein catabolic process. Bases 1 to 1266 code for a protein of 421 amino acids. Gene Ontology annotation, molecular function: structural molecule activity. Gene Ontology annotation, cellular component: proteasome regulatory particle, lid subcomplex. NCBI's taxonomy places the organism in Eukaryota, Fungi, Chytridiomycota, Chytridiomycetes, Synchytriales, Synchytriaceae. The transcript is spliced from 12 exons. The record is from RefSeq and is a predicted model, not a curated record.